Molecule: messenger RNA, 2837 nt
Organism: Syngnathoides biaculeatus (alligator pipefish)
Lineage: Eukaryota; Metazoa; Chordata; Actinopteri; Syngnathiformes; Syngnathidae
Gene: incenp
Product: inner centromere protein
Exons: 21
Coding region: 203-2707 (834 amino acids)
Biological process (GO): metaphase chromosome alignment; mitotic cytokinesis; positive regulation of protein serine/threonine kinase activity
Cellular component (GO): kinetochore; chromosome passenger complex; meiotic spindle midzone
Molecular function (GO): protein serine/threonine kinase activator activity
Source: RefSeq, a predicted model, not a curated record
GCAGUUUUGAAAUUUAAACCGUUUCAUUGUGGCGACUGAACUGGAUGUCUUGGGUCAGUCAGUGUUCUUUCUGUAAACUAAAUGUUCUUGUAUGGCUCUUGCAUGAGAUAGGGUUGGAUUUAUCGGUUCGCGGAGAAGUCAGCGUUGGAUUCUGGGGCCAUUUGUUCGUAUCUUCAAGAGAGAGAACACCCAAGCUGCUGCCAUGAGUGCUGUACAGUCUGUGCAGUCUGUCCUGAGGAUGUUUGAGGAAAAAACACAAGAUUUCAUCCGUGACAUUGAGAAUGUCCACAUGGUUUGGCUUGAGGAGAUCCAACAAGCGGCCAACGUCAUGUUCUCAAGGGAUUUUAAUUCCGAACCAGAGUUAAUGCCCAAAACACCAUCACAAAAGAAGAAUACUCGCAGGAAACGAGUGUCUGUUGGCCGGUUGGAAGAAGGUCAAGUCAGGCGAAGGCUCUCCAGGGGCAGACGUAGUAAUCUUCGCGGUUCCGCUGUCACCAAACCAUUAGACUUCAUUGUCGAAGAAGCAAUUCCAAAUGGUUCUGGAGCUAAAAGCAGCACCAGCACACGGCCAAAACGCACUACUCGCACCAAAAAACAAACCAAGGUGAAUAUUGCAGAGGAUGAGGGAGCGCUGCCUCAUGUAAGCUGUGUCAGCAUAGAUGAAUGCAAUGAAAAGCCAGAGGUAGUUGAGCUUGAAAGCGUGGAGAGCAAUUGCGAGGUGGACAGGACGAACGUCCAGAUGGAUGUGCCGUGUCAUGCAAUCAAACCUGCAAUUGAUAUACCAACACACAGUGUUGUUGUCAGCAUCUCUACGUCGGAACGUUUAUCGGCUGAGCAAGCCGCCGCACCACAGCCCGAGCCGUCUCCUGGACGUACCGCGGCUAAAAUUGCAAUAGCUGGCAACGGCAGAAACUCCCGGCGGAGCUCUGGGAGGUGUUCUUUCAAGGUGCGUCAAUCCCUGGGCAGCAAGCAUCACAGUAUGAUCCGGGAGUCUCUACGCCGCGCCUCGCGGCAGUCGAUGCAGAAGAAGAAAGCUGCUCGCAAGAGCAACUCAUAUAACAGCAACGUUGACUCUGCUUCUUCCUGUGAGUCCACGGAAGAGAUGGAUGAAGUCGCAUCAGAGGCAGUGAUUGCAAAUCCAGAAGUUGCGAUGAGUAUUGGUUCUGAAGAAUCUCCUGAGACCACCGAGAGUGGGCAGCCAUCGUUGGCACGUGUCACUCGCUCUGUCGCGGCAAACUCCACUAAACUGGCGCCACCUUCACUGUUUACCCCGGAGAGGAACAAUCUGCAACAUAGACCAAUGGUCGUCGAUACACAACAGACUCUGCAGGCUCGUGUAAGGUCAACUAAGACUACCAAGCGAGAAGUAGCAGAAACUACGGCGGAAAGCCCUACAAAGAGGUGCACUCCGCCCAAGAGGAGUCGGAGCGCAGUGAAACCAUCUAUGAAAUCAUUUCUUCACACCGUUCAAAAGAAUCAAUUCCUGAUGAUGACUCCAAAUUCGUUCAACCGGAAUAAUGUAAUCAAGUCCUUCAUUAAACAUACUACUCCUCUGAAGCCUGACCCUAAGAUGAACAUGAAUAUAGUGGCUAAAGAGCUUCAAAGGCUGGAAGCACUUAAAAAGAAGCAGGAACAGGAAGAGGAGCGAAUGAGAAAAAUGGAGGAGGAGAAGAAAAAGAAACAAGAGGAAUUGAAAAGGAAGAGAGAUGAGAGGCUAAGAAAGGUAUAUGAGGCCAAAGUGAAAGAAGAGCUGAGGGAAGAAGAAAAGAAGAAGAAGAUUGAGCAAAAAAUGGCUCACAUCGAUGAGAAAAACGAUAAGCGUCAGGCGGCAGAGAUGGCUAAAAAAAGGAUCGCCAUUAAACGUCAGGAAGAACUUGAGCAGAAACGAAAGCUGGAUGAAGAAAAUAAAAGGAAGAAGAAUCAACAAGCUGAGGAGGAGAAGCGUCACCAGGAGUUUCUGGCUAGGAAGGCCAUGGAGGAGGAAUUAAAAGCUAAAAAGCUGGCAGAAGCUCGCAGAGCUUUGGAGCUCAAGAGGGAGCAGGAGCGUGAGAGAGAGCUGGAGAGAGAACGCAUCGCUGCUGCUGCUGCUGAAAGGGAGAGAAUCGAAAAAGCAAAGGCCCUCGCUCUGCAACAGGAACUGCAGAGAGCAGCUAGAGAGAAGGAAAGACGGGACUUGGAGGAGAAAAGAAAAAAGGAGGAGCAGCAGAGGUUAGCUGCAGAGGAGAAGGCUGCUAAAGACAAAGAGCUCGCUGCUAAACAAGCUGCCAUUGCAAAGAGUGCUGCUGCCCUCAAUGUGACUGUGGAACUUGAGCGUUCUGUUAUGAGGACACCUGCAGCAAAAGGCAGCAGCCUCAACAUUACUGUGGAUAUUGAGAAAUCACCACAGUCGUACUCCAUCACUCCCAUUGGUGGCAACAAAACUUUAACUUUUUCCAACAAUGGAGAAACCUACGGAAUGGACCAAAACAGUGAUGAUUCUACAGACGAUGAAUCUGCGCCAAGAAAGCCCAUUCCAGCUUGGGCUCAAGGGCCCAAGCUACAACAGUUAAUUAUAAAUCAAUACUUCAACCCUCCCGACUUGGACUUUCUCCUUGGACAAAUUGAGCCACCAAAACUGGAGGACUUGUUUUACAAGAUCAAGCCGCGCUACUUCAAACGUACCAGCUCUGCUGUUUGGCACUCACCCCCUAAUGUAAAUAAACACUGAUUUAGUAAAACUGUGCUGCACACAGUUUUUGUUUCUAUUCAAAGUUAUUCUCAAUAAAAAUGUUUUCUUGUUUUAAUGGUCAUUUCUGUUGUAUGUUGCAGGAUGUAUUAAAAAAUUUCAACUAUUGACA